Molecule: messenger RNA, 405 nt
Organism: Schistosoma intercalatum
Lineage: Eukaryota; Metazoa; Platyhelminthes; Trematoda; Strigeidida; Schistosomatidae
Source: the annotation of a GenBank genome assembly
AUGAAAAUCCUUAUGGAAAAUAGUCUAAUCAUCAUAAUAACAUUUCUACAAUUCAUAUCAUAUGCAUUCGCUAUCAAAUGUCGUGUUUGUUUACCAUGUGAAGAGAAAUACAAAAAAUUAUUCCAAAUUACAAAAGAUGAAAUUUUAGACAGCUGUGGAGUUUGUAUUACAGCUUACUCAACUUUCCAAGGUUAUCAAAUGGAAGGUCGAGGUUGUUUACUGAAAUGUCCACCUAAAGAUGCUAUCAAUCAGCUUACUCCAGGACUUGUUAACAAGUAUAACUGUUGUUAUUAUGAUUUAUGCAAUAGAACAAACAAAUUAUUUGUACAGUACAAAUUAAUUAUUCUCAUUUCAUGUUUACUCAAUUCAUUAUUUAUUAUUGUGAAUAGAUUUAGUGUUUGUUAA